AUGAAGCUGGACUCGUCGUUCCGCCGCCCUUCGCGCACUGGCUCCGUCAGCUCGUCGUUGCGCUCCGCCUCUCUCUCGCGCUCGCUGCGGGAGGGCGAGGUUGCGGACACGACCCCCACACAACCACCGCCCGCACUGCCGUCCGCACCACCGUCCGCACCACCGCCAGCACAACCGCCAGCACAACCGCCAGCACCACCACCGCCCACCUCGUCGCCCCGCCCGCGCCCGCACUCGAGUGCCGCCCACAACGGCGCGCCCCAAUUGCCCUCGCUGCCGCCCACCCUCCUGGGCGCCACCGUCCACGAGCCCAGCUCCCCGACCAGCGCCUCUACCGCCAACUCGCCCUCGACCGCCGGCCUCUUCACCCCCACCCUCUUCGCCGCCGUCCAGCCCACCGACUACUUCAACCUGAAGCCCCGCACCCCCCUGACCGCCCAGCGCCCGCCUUCGCGCACAACCCUCGACCGAGCCCUGGGCCCCGAGCCCCUGGCCGAGCCCGCCAUCCUUGCGCCCGUCGACCUGGACGCAAGGCACGCCCCCGGCCCGCGCCCUACACGAGCCCCCUCUGCCACCCGGCCCCCCACGGCCUCGACACGGCCCCGUCGCUCCGCCUCCAAGGACCACCGCCGCUCCGAGAGCAGGGACACCCACCCCCGCAGCGACAGCAGGGCGCACCACCGGAGCACCAGCAGGGACCACGCCAGGACCGAGAGCACCAGCGCGCGCCUCGACGACGCCCACCACGACGCCUUGCCCCGCUCGCGCGAGCGUCGCGAAAAGGACAAGAAGACGAUGCUGUCCCGCGCCCUGCAAAAGGCCAACACCGCCGUCCUGCUCGACAAUGCACAGAACUUCGAGGGCGCCAUGGAGGCCUACGAGGACGCCUGCAAGCUCCUCCAGCAGGUCAUGAUCCGCAGCUCGCAGGACGACGACCGGCGCAAGCUGGACGCCAUUCGCGUCACCUACACCAACCGCAUCGAAGAGCUGCGCCGCCUCGACCCUGGAUACACACACGGCAGUGGCAAGUCACUCCCCGCGCGGCCCAUGAGCGGCGAAUCGCUUGACGAGCAGCGCUCCAUGUUGCUAGAAGACGACGAUGACGACGACCAAGACGACGACCAAGACGACCCCGACCCCGACCACGACCACAACGACCACGACGACGAUCCUGCCGUGAUCCAGGCAGCGACCACUACCAGCAUCGUCAACGAGCCCUCUGCCGAACAUGUGCCCCUCAAAGACCCAGAGCCGCCCCCAACGCAACCUCUGCCCCUCCGCAAGCCCGAGUUCACCGGCCAACGCGAGUCGGUAAUCAGCACAGCGAUUCGUGAUGUUCAACGGAACAUGCAGACCUCGCACUUCAAUCUACAGCCACCGCCCGGGCGACUGGCGGGACCCACCAUGCCUACCAGAAUCGAAUCGCCCAUGGAUCGGUCGUACAUGCCUCCACCUCUAUCGCCCAAGCGAUCCAAGUCACCCUUGUUCAGCGCCACGCUCCCGAAAGAGCCAUUCGAUUCGCACAAGUUGCUCCAGCCACAGCAGCCAGCACAGUCCAGGCAUCAGCGCGUCCAUAGUAAUGAGUCGACGUCCUGGUUGGACACCAUCGACGAGUCUGGGGGUUCCUCGUGCUCGUCUUCGAUACGCUCGCUGCCCUUGAGUGGAGUUCGUCGCAAACACGCUCGCAACGCAAGUGGAGCCACAGAAGCCGAGUUUGAUGCUGCCCUCGAUGCCGCAGUCGAAGCCGCCUACGAUGACGGCUUCGAACCCUUCGACCACGACAGCCUAGCUCCCGACGGACUCCUCUCGACAAAAUUGAGGAAUGUAGAGCUGGCCAAGGAGAGGGUGCGGGAAGCUGAGCGAGAAGAAACCAUUGCGGCUGCAAAGUACCGCUUCAAAGAGACGCAGCUGCAAAACGAGACACUACCGCACGUCCGAGAGAGCGCUGAGCUGACGCUCAAUGACGAGUCAGAAGAAGAAGAGCGCCUGCUGGACGAGAUGACCAGAGAGUACAUGCUCGAUGGGUUCGACUUCGACCUGCAGACCAAAUCCUCGCUGCCGCGACAAUCAGACUCGAGCGGCUUUUCCGCUUACAACAGUUCACUAUCUUCCCACAGGACCACGGGGGGAACAUCGCUCUCAACGGUUGCAGAGGCCAUGCAGCCCAAGUCACUGCCCUUGCACUCUCCUCCAUCGGCGCCUGCUCCGUCUGGUGCACUGCCAGCGCUGCCAGCGCUGCCAGCGCUUCCUCCUCCACCUCCUUCAGGCGCCCUACCUUCGGUCCCAGAACUCCAAGCAGCACGACUCACUGAUCCAGAGAUCACGCCACGACCCACUUCCGCGACAAGAGAUACUGCUUCUGUCAGAAGUCGGAGAUUAUCUGGACAAAAUGCCAAAACGUUGAAGAUCGAAACAUCCCUGCCUACAGUUUCUGCACCACCGCAUACGGAGAAACCUCCGGUACCCGCGAAGAAUUCACCCCUCGAUGCCCCGCUGCUGCCCAAGUCGGCCGCUGCAACGGUGUUUUUUAGCAGCACGCAAACCAGUCUAGAGCCGGCCUUCAAAGCGCCAGCCCCGCCUCACCAGACGGGUCUUGUUGCUCCCUCGCCGCUGCCUGCACUUCCUAGCCCGGCCGACUCAACCGCGACAAUAUCGCCUGCUACGCCCGCUCUGCCCCAUACCCUCUCCACCGACCCGGGGCUUGCGGUACCGGGGUCGCCAAAGGGAGCCAAACCAUCAGCUCUUGGCAUCAGGAAGAACAAAUCGUCGUUGAGCCUGAAGCAAAGAACGCUUUCUACAUCAAGUCCAGAUGGCUCGGAUGCCUCGGUUGGUACACCGCUGAGUACGACCUUCUCCAUCACCGGCCGCAAGCCGAGCGUUGCCAACAUUGCGCCGCUGCCCACCCCGGGUCUUCCCACAUUCAACCUCGAUGGACUGCCAAGCGGUGGGAUGAAUCUGUUUGAGAGUGAUAUCCAUUCGCCCUUCUCGCCAGGCUCACCCAGUCCAGCUGUAGCAAAUGCUCCGAUCCCGCUAGAGCCAUGUCCUGACACGUACCUCUUGCGCCCGUUCUGGUUGAUGCGGUGCUUUUACCAGACGAUCGUGCAUCCCCGCGGCGGCUAUCUGUCGACGAAACUCUUCAUCCCACGUGAUGUCUGGCGGGUGAAGGGUGUCAAGAUCAAAAACAUCGAAGACAAGAUUGCCAACUGCGAUCUCCUAACUGCAGCGCUGCAGAAGAUGGCGUCGAUGGACACCCUCGAUGCCGAUGCAGUCCUAGAGGAGAUGCAGGCUUUCGAGGUCGUGCUCGACCAGGUGCAGACACAGCUUGCGAAGAAGCUUGGGAACGAGGUGGGUGUGCAGAGCGUGUCGACCAUGUUCAAAGACGCGACCACAGUCGGCGAAGGCGCCAGCUCGGGAGACGGCAUGAGGAGCAUGUACAGUUCGCAGGACAACAGCACAAGCCGUGCCGUAGCGCAGGGCAAGAGCUAUCUCUCGUCGUGGCGGAAGCUGAGGAGCAAGAACUCGGGCGUGAAUCUGGCGGCGCUGGCUGGGCCCAAGACCACCAACGGCGAUGUACCCAAAGACUCGCUGAACAUGGCCACCCUCCCCAUGACCAGCCUGCCCUCGCUGCGCUUCGCCAAGCGAGACACAUCAGGCCUGACCUUUGACGGGCCCAACUCGGGCUACAUGAGCAGCUUGUCGCGGCUCUUCGACUCUGCCCAGAUCCUCGACCAAAUCGCCCGCCAAGUCGAAGACCCCGGCCUCAAGCACUCGUCGCCUACCCACGUCGGCUUGGAGCUGUCGUCGCGCCACGCGGCCGAGUUCUUUGGCUUCUACAUCUGUCGCUUCGUGCUGACCGAUGUCACGAUGCUGCUGGAUAAGUUUAUUAAGAGGGGCAGCGAGUGGGUGCUCGUAUAA
Molecule: messenger RNA, 3915 nt
Organism: Ascochyta rabiei
Lineage: Eukaryota; Fungi; Ascomycota; Dothideomycetes; Pleosporales; Didymellaceae
Exons: 2
Coding region: 1-3915 (1304 amino acids)
Source: RefSeq, a predicted model, not a curated record